AUGUCCGACGACAAGAAGAGACAAGCCAGGAAAGUGGCUGCCCAAAAUGGCAUUGUUAAUCCUUCUGGUGCAGCCCUCAUAGCUGCAGCGCCCAUAUACCUUGCUCUUAUACCAUUAACGUCGUACCUCACAAAACCUAACAGCAUCAUCCAAUCUCUCACACACGCGCUGAUCAAGCUCAUUCCUGGCGUCGGCGUCACGUCCGUCACCUCUGGCCGCGCCAUUCCUGCCCUCUCAGCCCUGUAUCUCUUCUGGACAUUCGGCGCGUCGGGCGCGGCAUCCGCUGCGGGACAAGCCAUGGCCCGUGAAGAAGGGUUUGAUAAUGACCAUCCGAGGAAACAUAUCAAUGCACUGGAGGGGUUGCCAUUGAGACUAAGGAGUGCGCAUUAUGCUCUAAUGGAAAACUUUCCCGCGUUCGCACUCGCUGCGGCGUUGGCGCAGGUUAUUGCGCCGAACGAUGCUCAAGUGGUCAACUUGCUUGGCUUCCACGUAAUCGCGAAGUUGUUGGUGCAUUAUCCCGCGUACCUCGGGAACGUUGCUCUACCGAGAACCGUUGCACACCUGAGCGCGACGGCGGCGUUGGUAAAUGUGUGUUGGACACUAGCUGCUGGUAACUAAGCUAUAGUAAACUGUUUAGAAAAGCUACAUAUACAACAGACAAC
This is a messenger RNA of Cucurbitaria berberidis CBS 394.84, 662 nucleotides long. RefSeq lists its product as uncharacterized. Bases 1 to 618 code for a protein of 205 amino acids. Gene Ontology annotation, cellular component: membrane. The transcript has 5 exons. The record is from RefSeq and is a predicted model, not a curated record. Lineage: Eukaryota; Fungi; Ascomycota; Dothideomycetes; Pleosporales; Cucurbitariaceae.